Messenger RNA from Pelodiscus sinensis (Chinese soft-shelled turtle), 1626 nucleotides. The record is from RefSeq and is a predicted model, not a curated record. Lineage: Eukaryota; Metazoa; Chordata; Testudines; Trionychidae.
AUGGGUGUCACAAUGAUCUUCGUGUGGCUGUUUCUGCCAAUUUUGGGAACUCUGCAGCCUGCCGCAGGGAGCCCAACAACUACUUAUGGAUAUAUGACAUCAAUGCCUGACACAACUGCAACUACAGUGCAGUUGUUCAACGCCACUCUUGAUAACGUGGGCGAUGGGCUGGCCUUGAGACUGGUGAAUUCAGCCAACAGAUGUGAAGGUCGUGUGGAAGUCUAUUAUAAAGGAUCGUGGGGGACAGUGUGUGAUGAUUCCUGGGAUCUCAAUGACGCAAAUGUUGUGUGCAGGCAGCUUGGAUGUGGAUAUGGAGUUGAAGCAAAGGGCAGUGCCUAUUUCGGUCAAGGCUCAGGAAAUAUUGUCCUGGAUAAUGUAAACUGCAGAGGAUGGGAAAACAGUCUGUGGGACUGCCCUCAUGCAGGAUGGCUCAAUCAUAACUGUGGUCAUUCUGAGGAUGCUGGUGUCAUUUGUUCAGCAGCUGCUGGAAACACAUCUCCGUCGACAGGGAGCCCAACACCUAUUUAUGAAACUUCGACACUCGUUCCUGACAUUACUAGGACAAUACAGCCAUUAUUUACCACCACUUUUGGUAAUGUGGGCGAUGGGCUGGCCUUGAGACUGGUGAAUUCAGCUAGCAGAUGUGAAGGUCGUGUGGAAGUCUAUUAUAAAGGAUCCUGGGGAACAGUGUGUGAUGAUUCCUGGGAUCUCAAUGAUACAAAUGUUGUGUGCAGGCAGCUUGGAUGUGGAUAUGGUGUUGAAGCAAAGGGCAGUGCCUAUUUUGGUCAAGGCUCAGGAAAUAUUGUCCUGGAUAAUGUAAACUGCAGAGGAUGGGAAAACAGUCUGUGGGACUGCCCUCAUGCAGGAUGGCUCAAUCAUAACUGUGGUCAUUCUGAGGAUGCUGGUGUCAUUUGUUCAGCAGCUGCUGGAAACACAUCUCCGUCGACAGGGAGCCCAACACCUAUUUAUGAAACUUCGACACUCGUUCCUGGCAUUACUAGAAGUACACAGCCAUUAUUUACCACCACUUGGCUGGCCUUGAGACUGGUGAAUUCAGCCAACAGAUGUGAAGGUCGUGUGGAAGUCUAUUAUAAAGGAUCCUGGGGAACAGUGUGUGAUGAUUCCUGGGAUCUCAAUGAUACAAAUGUUGUGUGCAGGCAGCUUGGAUGUGGAUAUGGUGUUGAAGCAAAGGGCAGUGCCUAUUUUGGUCAAGGCUCAGGAAAUAUUGUCCUGGAUGAUGUAAACUGCAGAGGAUGGGAAAACAGCCUGUGGAACUGUUCUCAUGCAGGAUGGCUCACUCAUAACUGUGGUCAUUCCGAGGAUGCCGGUGUCAUUUGUUCAGGUAAGCAGCCAAAGUUUGCUGGUGUCUUGCAGUUGAAUGAUUGGCAUGAAAAAUGCCAUGUGAGGAACCUCAGGGAUCUGUGGGCUGAGAGACCUCAUGCUCCUGUCCCGGAAGCCAGAUCUGCUGGCCACUUCAAGCGUGCAGCACGAUGUCCUGCAUCGUGCAGGCACAGCGCAGCCUGCCUUGGCUCCAGCGACAAGGGGCUGCCCAUGGAAGGUUCAGGAAAGAAGAACCUCAAUGUAUGCCACAAAAAUAAAGAAGAAACUCAAUGUAUGCCGCAAUAA